AACACACACACACAGAGAACACGCACACACACACACACGUUGGAAUCAGUCUGUCUGCGACCACCAUGAGGAGCUGCUAACACACUUACUCAGGCGGGCAUCAAACUUUCUUAAGCUGUUUUUUAGACCCUUGAACGAAGAAUCACUUGAAGGAAACAGUACGCUCGACGGUCUGGACCACGUCCUACACCUUUUUUUGACUGUGUGAGGGGAAGUGAAAAGCAGUUUUAAUGAACCAGUACACGCUAGCCGACACCAUGACCGAUAAAGGAAACUUGACAGUUCCCAAACUGUCGGAGUCCAAUAUGGGAUUUGGCGUGCUCGGAGUGUUCCUGGGUCUGCUCCUGGAGGUGUCCACCCACGGACCCCAUUCUGUUCCUCGGACUUCGUGGAGAUAUCAAGAUUUAGAGCUGUUGGAGUUUUCUGAGCCGGGCAUCUUCAACUACUCCACACUACUGCUGAGCGAGGACAGAGAUGCUCUAUACGUGGGCGCCAGGGAAGCCAUCUUUGAACUUAGUAAGAAGAACGUCACCAUCCAGAACAACAAGGCUCUGUGGCAGGUUGGCGACAGCCCCAUAGCCAUGUGCACCAUCAAGGGGAAGUCAAAAGAGACCGACUGUCUUAACUACAUCCAAGUGCUGCAGGUCAUCGACAACAAGCGGUUAUACAUCUGUGGGACAUAUGCCUUUCAACCCCAGUGUGAUUACUUGAACUUGGCUGACUUUUCCCUGGAGGGUCGAGCCGAAGACGGCAGGGGGAAGUGCUCUUUCGACCCUUCGCAGAGCUUCACCACCGUCAUGGUUGAUGGAGAGCUGUACUCGGGGACUGCAUAUAACUUCUUGGGGAGUGAGCCCAUUAUUUCCAAAUACUCACCAUCUCAGUCUCUACUGAGGACGGAGUAUACCACGUCAUGGCUCAAUGAGCCGAGUUUUGUUUUCGCUGAUGUGAUAAGGGAAGGAGAUACCACAGUGGAUGGCGAGGAUGAUAAAAUCUACUACUUCUUCACCGAGGUGUCCGUGGAGUACGAGUUCUUUGGCAAUCUGCUCAUUCCGAGAGUGGCACGUGUUUGUAAGGGUGAUCUUGGAGGACAGAGGACACUGCAGAAAAAGUGGACAUCUUUUCUAAAAGCCAAGCUGGUGUGUUCCAUGCCCGAGCUCAACUUUGUCUUCAACGUGGUACAUGAUGUCUUCAUCCUGAAGGGAGCAAGUUUGAAAGACACGGUCAUCUAUGGGGUCUUCACGUCCCAGUGGGGUAAUGUGGGCUUGUCGGCCGUGUGCGCCUACAACUUGACCACGGUGGAGAAGGUCUUCUCUGAGGGCAAGUACAUGCAGAAAGCCACGGUGGAGCAGUCCCACACCAAGUGGGUGCGCUACAACGGCAUCACUCCGUCACCACGUCCCGGAGCAUGUAUCAACAGCCACAUGCGGCAGCAGAACAUAAACAGCUCCCUGCACCUCCCAGACAAAACCCUGCAGUUUGUCAAAGACCACCCCCUGAUGGAGGACCCGGUCCUCCCCGUGGGCAACAGACCCCGCCUCGUUACCAAAGACGUCAACUACACACAGGUUGUGGUCGAACGGGUCCGCGCACUUGAUGGCAACAUCUAUGACGUCAUCUUCACCACAACAGAUACGGGGGUCCUGCACAAGUCGGUGGUUAUCGGCGGAGUCGUCCACAUUGUGGAAGAGAUCCAGCUCCUUAAGAAGUCGGAACCCAUCAAGACCUUAGUGCUGUCGUCCGAAACGCGAUCCAUAUAUGCUGGUUCCGACUCGAGGGUGGUGCAGUCACCCACAUCCUUCUGUGGCAAGUACCGAUCCUGUGACGACUGCAUACUGGCCCGAGACCCUUACUGCGCCUGGGACCCUCACAAUGCUCACUGCGUCAACAUCCUUGAUGCACCCGAACAGCAUCUUAGGAGGCUAAUACAGAGUCUUAAUGGUGAUGCAGACAAAUGUCCUAAAGCGCCAGGUAUGUCUCUGAAGGACUACCAACUAGUGACUGUGAAGCCAGGGAGCUCUGCCGAGCUGCCCUGCCUGCUGCGCUCCAAUAUGGCGCACGUGCUGUGGAAAUCCAACGGUUCGCUUCUCACCGAGGCCUCCCGCUUCCACUUCAUCCGUGAGAACGGCCUCCUCAUUUACAGCGUGGCUCCAGAGGAUCAAGGCCGCUAUGAGUGCUGGUCGGUGGAGUUCGCCGCCGCUGUUGGGAAGAACUUCACCAGCCUCCAGGCAGGAUACGUCUUGAGUCUCCAUCUCCCGCCAAGAGGCCCGCGUGUGGGCGGCAACGCAGCGGCGACGACAACCCUCCAGAACCGAGAGACCUUAAGCGCACGUGAUGGCGAAGGUAACGUUGACACCGACGGAGCGCUAACUCCAGCCCUUGCCCCUCCCAAUUUCACAGCUCCGGUGAUGCUCACAUCCCCGCCCCACUCUUCACUAACCCCGCUCCCGACAAAGUUGCUGCCAAAGCAGCAUCUCCCGCCAAGCGGCAGCGCGACCCGCCCUGACAACGCCAAGCCCGAGGCGGAAUACUUGCAGCAAAGCAACAGCAUAGCGCUCCUCUUCCUCUUCCUCCUCUUUUUCCUGCUCUUCCUGGCCGCCAUGGCGUACAACUGCUACAUGCAGUACCUCCCGGCGCCCUGCCUGCGCCUGCGGGCGACCUUGCUGGGCACACACAAAACCGCCAGUCAGCCUGAGUACCGCGCCUGUGAAGCAGGCCUCAUGGAGGCACCCGGCACAGACAAAAUUAACAUGACGGAGCCUACGCCCACGCAGAACGGCAGCCAGAAUCUGCGGGCGCUGCGCGACACCGGCUACGAGACGGAACCGGAGUGCGGCAACGGUCGGGUCCUUUCCCACAGUUUUGGAGAUGAAAGCUCAUCCCAGGAGAAACCCUUUGACGUGGACUGCGCCUCCCAGCCUAUACAGUUUGCAGAUGCAGAUGAACCUUACUGCUAGCCUGAAACCU
Molecule: messenger RNA, 2964 nt
Organism: Nerophis ophidion (straightnose pipefish)
Lineage: Eukaryota; Metazoa; Chordata; Actinopteri; Syngnathiformes; Syngnathidae
Gene: sema4d
Product: sema domain, immunoglobulin domain (Ig), transmembrane domain (TM) and short cytoplasmic domain, (semaphorin) 4D
Exons: 16
Coding region: 231-2954 (907 amino acids)
Biological process (GO): positive regulation of cell migration; negative regulation of axon extension involved in axon guidance; ossification involved in bone maturation
Molecular function (GO): chemorepellent activity; semaphorin receptor binding
Source: RefSeq, a predicted model, not a curated record